GCGCGCGGCUCCCGGCAGCCCGCGAGACGCCAGCUGCAAGAAGCGGCGGACGCCUGAGGUGAGAGAGUCCGGCGAGGAUGGAGCCGUCGAAAGUGGAAAAGUUCAGCACCGCCGACAGGGGGAACGGGCUGCGCGCGUUGGCGCGGCUGCGCCCGGGAGAGCUGCUCUUCCGCUCGGAUCCUCUGGCGUACACGGUGUGCAAGGGGAGUCGUGGUGUCGUCUGCGACCGCUGCCUCCUCGGGAAGGAGAAGCUGAUGCGAUGUUCUCAAUGCCGAGUUGCCAAAUACUGUAGUGCCAAGUGUCAGAAAAAAGCUUGGCAGGACCACAAGCGAGAAUGCAAAUGCCUUAAAAGCUGCAAACCCAGAUAUCCUCCCGACUCUGUCCGACUUCUUGGCAGAGUUAUUUUCAAACUUAUGGAAGAAACGCCUUCUGAAUCGGAGAAACUUUACUCAUUUUAUGAUCUGGAAUCAAAUAUGAACAAACUGACAGAAGAGAAGAAGGAGGGCCUCAGGCAGCUUGUAUUGACAUUUCAGCAUUUCAUGAGAGAGGAAAUACAGGAUGCUUCUCAGCUGCCACCGUCUUUUGACAUUUUUGAAGCCUUCGCAAAGGUGAUCUGCAACUCCUUCACCAUCUGUAAUGCAGAGAUGCAGGAAGUUGGUGUUGGCCUGUAUCCCAGUAUGUCUUUGCUCAAUCACAGCUGUGACCCCAACUGUUCGAUUGUGUUCAAUGGGCCCCACCUCUUACUGCGCGCAGUCCGAGACAUUGAGGCGGGAGAGGAGCUCACCAUCUGCUACCUGGAUAUGCUGAUGACCAGUGAGGAGCGCCGGAAGCAGCUGAGGGACCAGUACUGCUUCGAGUGUGACUGUUUCCGGUGUCAAACCCAGGACAAGGAUGCUGACAUGCUGACCGGUGAUGAACAAGUAUGGAAGGAAGUGCAAGAAUCCCUGAAAAAAAUUGAAGAACUGAAGGCACAUUGGAAGUGGGAGCAGGUUCUGGCCAUGUGCCAGACGAUCAUAAGCAGCAAUGCCGAGCGGCUUCCUGACAUCAACAUCUACCAGCUGAAGGUGCUCGACUGCGCCAUGGACGCCUGCAUCAACCUGGGGCUGCUGGAGGAGGCGCUCUUCUACGGCAUGCGGACCAUGGAGCCGUACAGGAUUUUUUUCCCAGGAAGCCACCCUGUCAGAGGUGUGCAAGUCAUGAAAGUUGGCAAACUGCAGUUACACCAAGGCAUGUUUCCCCAGGCGAUGAAGAAUCUGAGGCUGGCUUUUGAUAUUAUGAGAGUGACACAUGGCAGAGAGCACAGCCUGAUUGAAGAUUUGAUCCUACUCUUAGAAGAAUGUGACGCCAACAUCCGAGCAUCCUAAGAGAACCCCAUUCAGGGAGAGACGGCUUAUACCUUUAUUGAAUGCCUUACUGGGGUCACACACUCUGUUAUUUUGUUUGCUGUGUGAACCUCCCCUCUUGGCAAUGCUGUUGUGUGUUUAUGUAGCUAAAUCAAGGCAGACAUAUGGUUUGCACACCAUGAGAAUCCUUAGUUAUAGAGAAACACGAUUAUAAUAAAUAUUAAAAACUUGGUUGAAAAUGCCA
This is a messenger RNA of Sus scrofa (pig), 1587 nucleotides long. It is a transcript of the gene SMYD3, whose product is annotated as SET and MYND domain containing 3. Gene Ontology annotation, cellular component: nucleus. Lineage: Eukaryota; Metazoa; Chordata; Mammalia; Artiodactyla; Suidae. The record is from RefSeq and is marked provisional. Gene Ontology annotation, molecular function: protein binding; histone H4 methyltransferase activity.